UUUGACGCAGGGGAGGCGCCGCGCCGCGCGGCAUGAGGGGCCCGCCGCCGCCGCCGCCGGCGGGAGAGCGGCGCGGGCGAGAGCGGCCGGCGGCGUGAGAGGGCUCGGCAGGACUUGCGUCCGGGGCCGCGGCGGUCGGAGCAGGUACCAGUGACCCCGGCCGGGAAGGUCCUGAGCGCUCGGCAACAUGGCUUCCCCGCCCCACCAGCAGCUGCUGCAGCACCACAGCACGGAGGUGAGCUGUGACUCCAGCGGAGACAGCAACAGCGUGAGGGUCAAAAUCAACCCCAAGCAGCUGUCCUCCAACAGCCACCCCAAGCACUGCAAGUACAGCAUCUCCUCCAGCUGUAGCAGCUCUGGGGACUCGGCGGGCGUCCCCCGGAGAGUGGGCGCUGGAGGCCGCCUGCGCAGGCAGAAGAAGCUGCCCCAGCUGUUCGAGAGGGCCUCCAGCCGGUGGUGGGACCCCAAGUUCGACUCGGUGAACCUGGAGGAGGCUUGCAUGGAGCGCUGCUUCCCGCAGACCCAGCGCCGCUUCCGGUAUGCGCUCUUCUACAUCGGCUUUGCCUGCCUUCUGUGGAGCAUCUAUUUUGGGGUCCACAUGCGGUCCCGACUGAUUGUCAUGGUAGCCCCUGCUCUGUGCUUCCUCGUCGUGUGUGGGGGCUUUUUUCUGUUUACCUUCACCAAGGUGUAUGCCCGGCAUUACGUGUGGACGUCUCUGGUUCUCACCCUCCUGGUGUUUGCCCUGACCCUGGCUGCCCAGUUUCAGGUUCUGACGCCUCUCUCAGGACGUGUUGACAGCUCCAAUCACACCCUCGCCACCAAGCCCACAGACACUUGUUUGUCUCAAGUGGGGAGCUUUUCCAUGUGCAUCGAAGUGCUCUUUUUGCUCUACACCGUCAUGCACUUACCUUUGUACUUGAGCUUGUGUUUGGGAGUGGCCUAUUCUGUUCUCUUUGAGACCUUUGGCUAUCACUUCCGAGACAAAGACUGCUUUCCCCCACCAGAAGCAGGGGCCCCACACUGGGAGCUGCUGAGCAGAGCCCUGCUCCACGUCUGCAUUCACGCCAUUGGGAUCCACCUCUUUAUCAUGUCCCAGGUGAGAUCCAGGAGCACCUUUCUCAAGGUGGGACAGUCAAUUAUGCACGGAAAGGAUCUGGAAGUGGAAAAAGCUCUGAAAGAGAGGAUGAUUCAUUCUGUGAUGCCAAGAAUCAUAGCUGAUGACUUGAUGAAACAGGGGGAUGAGGAGAGCGAGAAUUCUGUCAAAAGGCACGCCACCUCCAGCCCCAAGAACAGGAAGAAAAAGUCUUCCAUACAGAAAGCCCCUAUAGCGUUCCGCCCUUUUAAAAUGCAGCAGAUCGAUGAAGUCAGUAUUUUAUUUGCAGAUAUCGUGGGCUUCACCAAGAUGAGUGCCAAUAAGUCCGCUCACGCCCUGGUGGGUCUCCUCAACGAUCUGUUCGGUCGCUUUGACCGGUUGUGUGAAGAGACCAAGUGUGAGAAAAUCAGCACCCUGGGAGACUGCUACUAUUGCGUGGCAGGGUGUCCAGAGCCCCGGUCUGACCAUGCCUACUGCUGCAUUGAGAUGGGCUUGGGCAUGAUCAGAGCCAUCGAGCAGUUCUGCCAGGAGAAGAAAGAGAUGGUGAACAUGCGUGUCGGGGUUCACACGGGGACUGUCUUGUGUGGCAUUUUGGGCAUGAGGAGGUUCAAAUUCGAUGUGUGGUCCAAUGAUGUGAACUUGGCCAAUCUCAUGGAGCAGCUGGGAGUUGCUGGCAAGGUUCACAUUUCUGAGGCCACUGCAAAAUACCUAGAUGAUCGGUACGAAAUGGAAGACGGGAGAGUGACUGAACGGCUUGGCCAGAGCGUUGUUGCUGAUCAGUUGAAAGGUUUGAAGACAUACCUGAUAGCGGGUCAGAGAGCGAAGGAGUCUCGUUGCAGCUGUUCAGAGGCCUUGCUUUCUGGCUAUGAGGUCAUUGACGGCUCACGGGUGUCCUCAGGCCCUAGGGGACAGGGGACAGCAUCGCCAGGGAGUGUCAGUGACUUGGCGCAGACUGUCAAAACCUUUGAUAACCUUAAGACCUGCCCUUCGUGCGGAAUCACGUUCGCCCCCAAAUCGGAAGCUGGUGCAGAAGGAGGAGCGGUCCAAAACGGCUGUCAAGAGGAGCAUAAAAACAGCACCAAGGCUCCUGGAGCUCCUAAUUCCAAAACUCAAAAUGGACUUCUGAGUCCUCCCCACGAAGAGAAGCUCACCAACAGUCAGACCUCCCUGUGUGAGAUCUUACAGGAAAAGGGAAGGUGGGCAGGAGUGAGCUUGGACCAGUCAGCUCUCCUUCCACUGAGAUUCAAGAACAUCCGGGAGAAAACAGACGCCCAUUUUGUUGAUGUUAUCAAAGAAGACAGCCUGAUGAAGGAUUAUUUUUUCAAGCCACCCAUCAAUCAGUUCAGCUUGAACUUCCUGGAUCAGGAGCUAGAGCGAUCCUAUCGGACCAGCUAUCAAGAAGAGGUUAUAAAGAAUUCUCCCGUGAAGACUUUUGCCAGCGCCACCUUCAGCUCCCUCCUGGAUGUGUUUCUGUCGACGACAGUGUUUCUGAUUCUGUCCAUCACCUGCUUCCUGAAGUACGGGGCUGCUUCCAUGCCUCCCCCGCCCGCCGCCCUGGCCGUCUUCGGUGCCGCCCUGCUGCUGGAGGUGCUGUCCCUCGUGGUCUCCGUCAGGAUGGUGUUUUUCCUGGAGGAUGUGAUGGCUUGUACCAAGCGCCUGCUGGAGCGGAUAGCUGGCUGGCUCCCGCGCCAUUUCAUUGGGGCCAUCCUGGUGUCACUCCCUGCUCUCGCCGUCUAUUCACAUGUCACCUCUGAAUUUGACACCGACAUACACUUCACCGUGUUCGCGGGCUCCGCCAUCCUGACCGCUGUCGUGCACUACUGUAACUUCUGCCAGCUCAGCUCCUGGAUGAGGUCCUCCUUAGCCACCGUCGUCGGGGCUGGGCCGCUGCUCCUGCUCUACGUCUCCCUUUGCCCGGACAGUUCCGUAGUAAUUUCACACCUGGAUGUGGGACAGAAUUUCAGUUCCAAGGGGAAUCCGUGCAACAGUUCCUUGCCGCGUGACGGCAGAGCAGCCAGCCUGAUUGGCCAGGAGGGGGUUCUUGUCUUCUUUCUCCUGCUCUUGUUGGUCUGGUUCCUGAAUCGAGAAUUCGAGGUCAGCUACCGCCUGCACUACCACGGGGACGUGGAGGCGGACCUCCACCGCACCAAGAUCCAGAGCAUGAGGGACCAAGCUGACUGGCUGCUGAGAAACAUCAUCCCCUACCACGUGGCUGAGCAGCUGAAGGUGUCCCAGACCUACUCCAAGAACCACGACAGCGGGGGCGUCAUCUUUGCCAGCAUCGUCAACUUCAGCGAGUUCUACGAGGAGAACUAUGAGGGGGGCAAGGAGUGCUACCGCGUCCUCAACGAGCUCAUCGGGGACUUCGACGAGCUCCUGAGCAGGCCGGGCUACGGCAGCAUCGAGAAGAUCAAGACCAUCGGAGCCACGUACAUGGCUGCGUCAGGGCUGAACGGCGCGCAGUGCCGGGACGGCAGCCACCCGCAGGAGCACCUGCAGGUCCUGUUUGAGUUCGCCAAGGAGAUGAUGCGCGUGGUGGACGACUUCAACAGCAACAUGCUGUGGUUCAACUUCAAGCUCAGGGUGGGCUUCAACCACGGGCCGCUCACGGCGGGGGUCAUCGGCACCACCAAGCUGCUCUACGACAUCUGGGGCGACACCGUCAACAUCGCCAGCAGGAUGGACAGCACGGGGGUGGAGUGCCGGAUCCAGGUGAGCGAGGAGAGCUACCGCGUCCUGAGCAAGAUGGGCUAUGACUUCGACUACCGAGGGACGGUGAACGUCAAGGGCAAGGGCCAGAUGAAGACCUACCUGUACCCAAAGUGCACGGACAGCGGGGCCGUGCCGCAGCACCAGCUGUCCAUCUCCCCGGACAUCCGAGUCCAGGUGGACGGCAGCAUCGGGCGGUCUCCCACGGACGAGAUCGCCAACCUGGUGCCUUCUGUCCAGAGUGCGGACAAGACGCCUCCGGGUUCCGAAAACAACGUGCAGGCCAGGGAUGGUCACCUGUCCUCUAAGAGGCCCUGGAAGGAGCCUGUCAAAGCCGAAGAAAGGUGUCGAUUUGGCAAAGCCAUAGAGAAAAGCGACUGUGAAGAAGCGGGCGCUGAAGAAGCCAGCGAGCUCACCAGGCUCAACGUUUCUGAGAGCGUGUGACGCAGCGCCCGUCGCUGCCGCGGUGCUCUGCUCCUUGAAACCCAGUCACGUUUGUACUUGCCUGUUGUGCGUCCCGAGCACCACGGCCUCUGUCCCUGGACGUGGUGUCAUGUGGUCGUGGCAGCCCUGACGUCUGUGCGGACCACAGCUAUUCAGGGGUCGUUUCCAUCCGUCUCGUUCCUUUUCUUCCCCGGAGCCCUAUCCCCUGGGUGUGACCGUCCAGCAGCGUGGAGAACAAGUGCCUUCGGGGGCUGCCCGCGGCGUCUAGUCUGGGGACAGAGACCGCCGGUGGAGAUCAUGGCAUUGGGUAUUGCUGGACUUUUUAAACAGAAGCUGUGGUUAAGAUAGCGUUCUUACUGCUUUUCCUCACAAGACACUUUGGGUUUUUGUUUUGUCGUCGUUUGUGUUUUUGUUUUGUUUUGUUUUGUUUUUGCUAAUACAAUGUUUUUGCGGUUUA
Prionailurus viverrinus (fishing cat) is the source of this 4703-nucleotide messenger RNA. It is a transcript of the gene ADCY9, whose product is annotated as adenylate cyclase 9. The record is from RefSeq and is a predicted model, not a curated record. The transcript is spliced from 11 exons. Gene Ontology annotation, molecular function: adenylate cyclase activity. Gene Ontology annotation, biological process: adenylate cyclase-activating G protein-coupled receptor signaling pathway; intracellular signal transduction; cyclic nucleotide biosynthetic process. Bases 188 to 4246 code for a protein of 1352 amino acids. Lineage: Eukaryota; Metazoa; Chordata; Mammalia; Carnivora; Felidae.